GCGGUGGGGCGCGCGGUAGGGAUUCUGCCGGCAUCGCGGCGUGGCUAACAGGAGGCAGGAGCUGGGCGCGCAGGGGAGCCGGGACCCUCCCGCGCACACGCACACGCACACGCCGCGCGCCCUCGCGCAUACACACGCCCUCCCUGCCGCGCUCGCCGCCGCGGCCACCAUCGCGGAGCCGAGCCCUGCAGAGCGGGAACCGGGGCCGGAGCGGGGACCGGAGGCAGCCGAGCCGGGGGAUGCCGGCCCGGAGCAGAGCCGCGCGCAGUCGGCGCGCCCGGGACGCCUGCUGCACCCACAGGCCCUGAGGCUCCAGUGCCCAAGAACAGAGAAGGAGACUGAAUCGAGCCCAGGCUGAGCCCUACCUAGCUGCACUCCGCAGACACCCACACAACCCGAGGUAUCCCACGGAGGAGACCCCAUCUUGAGCCUGGAGCCCUGAACCGAUGCUUGAGGAUCUUAUGACCAUAACCUGGCUCCCUUGAGUCUGUGGGGCUGCCCAGCCUUCAGCCUGCAUCUCCAGGGCUCUCACUAUCCAGCUCCUGGACCAGCUCCCAAGCCUACUCCUGACCCCGACCUGGGCCAAAGGGACUCCGAAAGCUUUGGGACCCAGCGGGACACAGCAGCAGUCACGUGCAUGCUGGGACCUCGACGGACAGGCUGCAGUGCCCCAGGCCCCCAGAGGCCAGUCUGUUUGCCUCCUGACGCCAUCUGACCCAGGUGAGCGAGAGGAUGCUGGCGGGGGGCGCGAGGAGCAUGCCCAGCCCCCUCCUGGCCUGCUGGCAGCCCAUCCUCCUGCUGGUGCUGGGCUCGGUGCUGUCAGGCUCGGCCACGGGCUGCCCGCCCCGCUGCGAGUGCUCCGCCCAGGACCGCGCCGUGCUGUGCCACCGAAAGCGCUUUGUGGCAGUGCCUGAGGGCAUCCCCACCGAGACUCGCCUGCUGGACCUGGGGAAGAACCGCAUCAAAACACUCAACCAGGACGAGUUCGCCAGCUUCCCGCACCUGGAGGAGCUGGAGCUGAACGAGAACGUCGUGAGCGCCGUGGAGCCGGGCGCCUUCAAUAACCUCUUCAACCUCCGGACGCUGGGUCUCCGCAGCAACCGCCUGAAGCUCAUCCCGCUGGGCGUCUUCACCGGCCUCAGCAACCUGACCAAGCUGGACAUCAGCGAGAACAAGAUCGUCAUCCUGCUGGACUACAUGUUCCAGGACCUGUACAACCUCAAGUCGCUGGAGGUCGGCGACAACGACCUCGUCUACAUCUCCCACCGCGCCUUCAGCGGCCUCAACAGCCUGGAGCAGCUGACGCUGGAGAAGUGCAACCUGACCUCCAUCCCCACCGAGGCGCUGUCCCACCUGCACGGCCUCAUCGUCCUGAGGCUCCGGCACCUCAACAUCAACGCCAUCCGGGACUACUCCUUCAAGAGGCUGUACCGACUCAAGGUCUUGGAGAUCUCCCACUGGCCCUACUUGGACACCAUGACACCCAACUGCCUCUACGGCCUCAACCUGACGUCCCUGUCCAUCACGCAUUGCAACCUGACCGCCGUGCCCUACCUGGCCGUCCGCCACCUGGUCUAUCUCCGCUUCCUCAACCUCUCCUACAACCCCAUCAGCACCAUCGAGGGCUCCAUGUUGCACGAGCUGCUCCGGCUGCAGGAGAUCCAGCUGGUGGGCGGGCAGCUGGCCCUGGUGGAGCCCUACGCCUUCCGCGGCCUCAACUACCUGCGCGUGCUCAACGUGUCUGGCAACCAGCUGACCACGCUGGAGGAAUCGGUCUUCCACUCGGUGGGCAACCUGGAGACGCUCAUCCUGGACUCCAACCCGCUGGCCUGUGACUGCCGGCUCCUGUGGGUGUUCCGGCGCCGCUGGCGGCUCAACUUCAACCGGCAGCAGCCCACCUGCGCCACGCCCGAGUUCGUCCAGGGCAAGGAGUUCAAGGACUUCCCCGAUGUGCUGCUGCCCAACUACUUCACCUGCCGCCGCGCCCGCAUCCGGGACCGCAAGGCGCAGCAGGUGUUUGUGGACGAGGGCCACACGGUGCAGUUCGUGUGCCGCGCCGACGGCGACCCGCCGCCCGCCAUCCUCUGGCUCUCGCCCCGAAAGCACCUGGUCUCAGCCAAGAGCAAUGGGCGGCUCACAGUCUUCCCCGAUGGCACGCUGGAGGUGCGCUACGCCCAGGUACAGGACAACGGCACGUACCUGUGCAUCGCGGCCAACGCGGGCGGUAACGACUCCAUGCCCGCCCACCUGCAUGUGCGCAGCUACUCGCCCGACUGGCCCCAUCAGCCCAACAAGACCUUCGCCUUCAUCUCCAACCAGCCGGGCGAGGGAGAGGCCAACAGCACCCGCGCCACUGUGCCUUUCCCCUUCGACAUCAAGACCCUCAUCAUCGCCACCACCAUGGGCUUCAUCUCGUUCCUGGGCGUCGUCCUCUUCUGCCUGGUGCUGUUGUUUCUCUGGAGCCGGGGCAAGGGCAACACGAAGCACAACAUCGAGAUCGAGUACGUGCCCCGGAAGUCGGACGCGGGCAUCAGCUCCGCCGACGCGCCCCGCAAGUUCAACAUGAAGAUGAUAUGAGGCCGCGGUGGGGGGCAGGGACCCCCGGGCGGCCGGGCAGGGGAAGGGGCCUGGCCGCCACCUGCUCACUCUCAGUCCUUCCCACCUCCUCCCUGCCCUUCUCCACACGUUCUCUUUCUCCCUCCCGCCUCCGUCCCCUGCUGCCCCCCCGCCAGCCCUCACCACCUGCCCUCCUUCUACCAGGACCUCAGAAGCCCAGGCCUGGGGACCCCACCUGCACAGGGGCGUUGACAGACUGAAGGUGAAAGCCGACAGACCGACACACGGCAGAGUCAGUAAUUCAAUAAAAAAGUUACGAACUUUCUCUGUAACUUGGGUUUCAAUAAUUAUGGAUUUUUAUGAAAACUUGAAAUAAUAAAAAGAGAAAAAAAAAACUAUUUCCUAUAGCUAGUCGGAAUGCAAACUUCUGACGUCCUGAUUGCUCCAGGGCCCUCUUCCAACUCAGUUUCUUGUUUUUCUCUUCCUCCUCCUCCUCUUCUUCCUCCUUUCUCUUCUCUUCCCCUGUGGGGAGGGAUCACUCAGGAAAACAGGAAAGGAGGUUCCAGCCCCACCCACCUGCCCACCCUGCCCCAGGCGCCAUCGGGAGCAGGCUGUGGGGCCAGGCCUGGGCCCAGCUCCGGGCUGGCUUUUUGCAGGGAGCAGGUGGAGGGGACAGGUCUGCCGAUGGGGGUGGGAGCCUGCCUGCUGGGCUGCCAGGCGGCACUACUGCCAGGGGUGGGAGCCUGGCUCGGGUGUGGCUGAGACUCUGGACAGGGCUGGGGUCCUCCUGGGGAACAGCACAGUCAGGGGAGAGAGCCAGGGGCUGGAGUGGGGCUGACCCCAGCCUCCGGUCCCAGCCCUGCUGCUCACUUGCUGUGUGGCCUCAAGCAGGUCACUGGCCUCUCUGGGCCUCAGUCUCCACAUCUGUACAAAUGGGAACAUUACCCCCUGCCCUGCCUACCUCACAGGGCUGUUGUGAGGAAUUGAGAUGAUGUAUGUGAAACACUUUGUAACCUGUAAAGCGCUGUGCACACGUGUGGGUGA
Sapajus apella (tufted capuchin) is the source of this 3600-nucleotide messenger RNA. RefSeq names its product leucine rich repeat and Ig domain containing 1 (gene LINGO1). The record is from RefSeq and is a predicted model, not a curated record. Bases 733 to 2577 code for a protein of 614 amino acids. Gene Ontology annotation, cellular component: extracellular matrix. The transcript is spliced from 6 exons. Lineage: Eukaryota; Metazoa; Chordata; Mammalia; Primates; Cebidae. Gene Ontology annotation, molecular function: protein binding.